Molecule: messenger RNA, 923 nt
Organism: Gongylonema pulchrum
Lineage: Eukaryota; Metazoa; Nematoda; Chromadorea; Rhabditida; Gongylonematidae
Source: the annotation of a GenBank genome assembly
UUGCCACAAAGAAAUUGGCGCUUUUCAGGUGGAUUGCUGUUUGCUCCAAAAUACAUUCAAAUUGCUGCUUAUUUACCUACCAAGAAAAUUUAUGGCUUUGGCGAGCACCUUCACAACACUCUCAUGCAUAAUUUAACAAAAUACGUGACAUGGGGAAUGUUGGCGCGUGAUCAACCUCCUGACGCAUAUAGACCACAACAAAAUCUGUACGGCGUGCAUCCGUUUUAUUUGGCUCUGGAAAAUGAUGGUAAUGCGCACGGAGUACUCAUCUGGAACAGCAACGCACAAGAAGUAACUCUUGGUCCAUGGCCGCAUCUUGUCUAUCGGACGAUUGGCGGCAUGCUCGACAUCACAUUCUUUCCCGGCCCGAAGCCAGAGGAUGUCAUUAAGCAGUAUCUCACUUUCAUCGGAAAGCCCUAUCUUCCGGCUUAUUUUGCAUUCGGCUUCCAGCUUUGUCGGUAUGGAUAUACCGGUCUGGAUGAAAUGAAAGCGGUGGUGAGCAGAGUACAAAAAGUUGGUGUACCACUUGAUGUUGUAUAUGCGGAUAUCGAUUAUAUGGAACGAUACACCGAUUUCACUGUUGGAAAAGAAAAAUGGAGUGGAUUUGGGAAUUACACGCGAAAACUUCACAAAGACGGUUUACACGUAUUUCUGAUCUUCGAUCCAGCUAUACAAGUCACUUCCAACUACACGCCAAUCGUGGACGCCUUGAGUAUGGGUGCAGGCUUUAUUGAAUGGGAAACAGUGGACCAAGAAAAUCCAGAUGUGCAAAAGCUGUAUCCAUUAGUGCAGAACACAACGAUCAUGCUGGCAGUUGUUUGGCCGGAUUGGCAUGUUGCAUUCCCAGACUUCUUCAAUGAACUUACCGUAGAAUGGUGGAUUGAGCAAUUCAAGAAGUUGCACAAUGAACAGGUUUUUUGACA